AUCUUGGUUUUCUCGUUUUCUCGCUCUUGUCCUCCAGCAGCGCACAGCUGUUUCGUGGUUUACAAUUUUAUCGAUUUCGUGUCCAAGCCUGCGACAGAAUUUUCCAAUUUCCGGAGAAUAUAUAGUGCAGAGCAGCACUCACAAUAUCCACCCCACAUUGGUUCAUAGUUUCGCGAAAUCAUCGAGUAAAAUGGCAAGUCCCGUGCCCGAAUGGUGAUAGUCGUUGGUGCGUGGAAUGAAUACAAAAAAGUGGAGUAUUUUCUUCAUGGCCGUGGACGUGUUGUGAAACCUAGUCGUGUGCGUCUUUUGCCUUCAAUUGCUCGGUUACGAAAUGUGUUCGUGGAGUUCAAUUGUAGCAAUGUCUGCCCGUGAGGAUACUUUGUGAUGUCGUUGAGUGCAACUAAGAGACAGGAGACUCGGUUUGAGGCUGCAAUUUAGCUUAGUCGGUCGACCCUUUGCGCGGAGUAACGCGAGCGUGGAGCAAGAAGAAGGAAGCGCCGGAAAAAUGUCGAAUCGAAGCCGCACAAUAUUAAACGUAAAUUUGGACGCAGCGAUUGCUAAUGAUCCGUUAAGGGAGCUUUUCGAGGCCUGCAAAACAGGCGACAUAGCCAAGGUGAAGAAACUCAUCACCCCACAGACGGUGAAUGCACGCGAUACAGCUGGCCGAAAGUCCACUCCCCUGCACUUUGCCGCGGGAUACGGACGACGUGAAGUAGUUGAAUACCUUUUAACUAAUGGAGCUUCAAUUCAAGCAUGUGACGAAGGUGGCCUGCAUCCACUUCACAAUGCUUGCUCAUUUGGUCACGCUGAAGUUGUUCGACUGCUUUUAGAAGCCGGAGCUAGUCCAAACACUACCGAUAAUUGGAACUACACUCCAUUACAUGAAGCAGCCAGCAAAGGCAAAAUUGACGUAUGUAUUGCCCUGUUGCAGCAUGGAGCCAACACCAACAUUCGAAAUUCAGAACAAAAAACGCCACUAGAGAUAGCCGAUGAAACUACACGCCCCGUUCUAACAGGCGAAUAUCGCAAGGAUGAAUUAUUAGAGGCAGCUCGGUCAGGGGCCGAAGAUAGACUGAUGGCACUGCUAACUCCGCUGAAUGUGAAUUGUCAUGCCAGCGAUGGAAGACGAUCGACUCCAUUACACUUAGCGGCUGGCUACAAUCGUAUCCGGAUAGUUCAAAUAUUGUUGGAACAUGGAGCGGAUGUCCAUGCGAAAGACAAGGGUGGUCUAGUGCCUCUGCACAACGCUUGCUCGUACGGUCACUUCGAGGUCACGGAGCUGCUCAUUAAACAUGGUGCAAACGUGAAUGCUAACGACCUUUGGGCUUUUACUCCCCUCCAUGAGGCAGCUUCUAAAAGUCGCGUGGAAGUUUGUAGUCUGCUGCUAAGCGAAGGUGCGGACCCAACUUUGUUAAACUGCCACAAUAAGUCUGCAAUUGAUUCGGCGCCUACAAGGGAGUUACGGGAUCGGAUAGCUUAUGAAUAUAAAGGGCAUUGCAUGCUUGAUGCAUGUCGCCAAGCAGAUAUUCCACGUCUAAAAAAGUAUCUAACUUCUGAAACCGUGAAUUUUGUUCAUCCAUAUACGGGCGACACUCCACUGCAUGCGGUGGCAAUGUCAGUAUAUCAAAAACGAAAACAAGUUCUCGAAAUUUUGAUCCGAAAAGGAGCUUUGCUCAACGAGAAAAACAAAGACUUUUUAACUCCGUUGCACGUUGCUGCCGAUCACUCGCACUAUGAUAUAAUGGACUUGCUUUUAAAAAGCGGAGCAAAGGUUAAUGCCUUAGACGGUUUGGGGCAGACGGCCCUUCAUCGUUGUGCUCGUGAUGAUAAUAUUCAAGCGUGUCGCCUUUUGUUGUCUUAUUCUAUUGACACCUCGCUGAUAUCUCUUCAGGGCUACACAGCCGCACAAUUGGCUUCUGAGAAUGUUCAGAAGAUUCUUAAAGAUCCGCCGGACACAGAAAUGAUUGAAUGUCAGUUGUUGGAAGCUGCAAAAGCUGGUGAUUUAGAUACUGUCCGACGUAUAGUCCUGGCUAACCCACAUACCGUAAACUGUCGAGAUCUGGACGGUAGGCACUCAACGCCUCUGCAUUUCGCUGCUGGAUACAAUCGUGUUCCAGUUGUUGAAUUUCUUUUAGAGAAUGGAGCUGAAGUUCAUGCCGCAGAUAAAGGUGGACUUGUGCCUUUGCACAACGCUUGCUCGUAUGGACACUUUGAAGUAACGGAGCUGCUUGUAAAACAUGGUGCCAAUGUUAAUGUAGCGGAUCUUUGGAAGUUUACCCCUCUUCAUGAGGCAGCUGCUAAGGGAAAAUAUGAGAUUGUAAAGCUUUUACUAAGGCAUGGAGCAGAUCCAACGAAAAAGAAUCGUGACGGUGCAACUCCUCUGGAUUUGGUACGUGAGGGUGAUCAGGAUGUAGCUGAUUUACUUCGAGGAAAUUCAGCUCUGUUAGAUGCAGCGAAGAAAGGGAAUCUUGCAAGAGUUCAGCGAUUGGUCACUCCUGAGAAUAUAAACUGUAGAGAUGCACAAGGUAGGAAUUCGACGCCAUUACAUUUGGCCGCUGGUUAUAAUAAUUAUGAGGUCGCGGAGUAUUUGUUAGAGAACGGAGCUGAUGUGAAUGCACAAGACAAGGGCGGUUUGAUUCCACUGCAUAAUGCGUCUUCGUAUGGCCAUUUAGAUAUUGCUGCUCUAUUAAUUAAACAUAAGACUGUUGUGAACGCUACUGACAAGUGGGGGUUCACCCCUCUACACGAAGCUGCCCAAAAGGGACGCACGCAAUUAUGUGCUCUACUUCUCGCUCAUGGAGCCGAUCCAUACACAAAAAAUCAAGAAGGACAAACACCAAUAGAAUUAGCUACUGCCGAAGACGUUCGUUGCCUCUUACAAGACGCAAUGACUACAUCGCUGGCAAGUCAACAAAGCUUGGCAACUUCACAAGGCUCACUUAACAACAUUAGUACUGUAUCGCAAAAUAGCGCGCCAAUGUCGCCAGUAACAGAAACGGUUACCCUACCGACAGGUGCCUCAAUGACUCUAUGCAUUCCAGUCUCACUGCCAACUCCUCGCUCGUGCAUGAGUCCAGCUCAAGGAGCUGAAUCGAACGCAUCUGAUAUUGGAGAUGAUAUCAAUGAUCAAGAGCCGGUCUCCAACGUAGCUAGCUUCUUGUCAAAUCUUCAGUUGGAUCAUUUAAUCGACUUGUUUGAACGUGAACAGAUUACGUUGGAAAUACUAGCUGAAAUGGGCCAUGAAGAUUUGAAACAGGUGGGAGUGUCAGCGUAUGGUUUUCGACAUAAGAUUCUGAAAGGAAUUGCUCAGCUUCGAGCAACGACAGGUCUUGGCAACAAUCCCAAUCCCGGAACACUGCUAGUUGAUCUUUUACCAGACGAUAAAGAGUUCUUAGCAGUUGAGGAGGAAAUGCAAGCGACCAUUCGUGAGCACCGCGACAAUGGACAGGCUGGUGGAUAUUUUAAUCGAUACAAUAUUAUUAGAGUUCAAAAAGUACAAAAUCGUAAACUUUGGGAACGCUACGUGCACAGGCGCCAGGAAGUUUCGGAAGAAAAUACCCAUCAAGCAAACGAACGCAUGCUGUUCCAUGGUAGUCCCUUCAUUAAUGCCAUUGUACAGAAGGGUUUCGAUGAGCGACACGCCUACAUUGGCGGAAUGUUUGGAGCCGGGAUUUACUUUGCCGAACAUAGUUCAAAGAGUAAUCAAUACGUCUAUGGAAUCGGUGGCGGUAUUGGAUGCCCGUCACAUAAGGAUAAAUCGUGUUAUGUCUGUUUAAGACAACUAUUACUAUGUCGUGUAGCCUUAGGAAAAUCAUUCUUGCAGUAUAGCGCGAUGAAAAUGGCCCAUGCGCCACCAGGUCACCAUUCGGUCAUUGGACGUCCAUCAGCAGGUGGUCUACACUUCACAGAAUACGUAGUCUAUCGUGGGGAACAAGCUUAUCCAGAGUAUUUAAUCACGUACCAAAUCGUUAAACCUGAAGACAGCUCAAGCGGCAAUGAAGAGUCAGCAAGAUGAUGGAUGCCAUCAGUAGGAUCAACGCCCACAUCAUCCCCAUCACCGAUUCAACAAUCACUUCUUCAUCUCGACAACCGUUCUGACUCAUUAUCAUCAUCAUUGACUACACCCACGACUACGACUACUGCCCCAUCCAAUUUGAGAACGAUUGGUAAUAUCCCAAAAAACUCCAAUGCAAAUAAUUCUGGAUUGUCACGCCUUAAACAAUUUAUGAUUAUUACACCGGCUGUAACGAUUGAUCGUAAUUGUAACAAUGAAACACCAAUGGACCCAUAUUAUUCCAACGAAAGUCGCGAGCAUUUCGAAUUUACCGACUACGAAAGUUUAAAUUCUCUCAAUAAUAACAUGGCGAACAACUUGCGCAGCACGAACAAUUUCCGACGCCCUCUUCCGUGCAGGGCACUAUACAAUCGCAGUAAUCUGUUAUCCUGGCGUUGGUGUACGCUUCUCUGUGCAGCGAUGCGCUGUUUUGGCGCUGGCGGCCGAAGCACGCAUUCACAAAAUGGGAACUUUGCAACGACGACGGCGACAAAUACAACUGGUCAGAAUUGCAAUUUUCGCUCCACUCAUAAUAAUUCCACGCCCACUAGAAACGUGCAAUAUACGCUGCCCCGACGCAACCAUGAUCGCUUGAAUAAAUUCACUUAUGAGUUGUGACAGUUGAAUCCCCUUGUCCUUCCACAUAUUUCAGUACAUAUUUUCUACAUACAUUACAUUUUACUUUUUAUGCAUUCAACUCCCAUCAUAAUUACAAUAAUUAUAAAUAUUUGACGUAAUAGAUUAUAAUCCAUAAUUAAAAAAUACUUGCGAGACUGCAGAAAGUACAGAUAGAAUAGGGGUCCUGGCCCAAGCAAGCAUAGUUUUGAUUUCAGACUUCAGUCCAGUAAGAAAUCCCAGCGCGGCCUGUGGCACUGAGUCCUUUCUUAGAUCUUGCGUACGUCAUCCAUUUCUGCAGGCAUGAAUUUCACCAUUGCAAGUUGUCAUUCGCGGGUGGAAAAGCACUUAAAUGGAAGUCGCAAGCUCCUAACAAGAACUCCUUCUGCAUUUGGAGAUAGCGAUUCAGUUUGUAUUUUUUGUAGUCACGGCAAGCUAAGCCUAUUUGCGAGUAAACAAAAACAACAAAACAAACCUUGUAAGAAUACAGAAUUCAAUAUUUAACAAUACAUAAAGAAGAAAUGUGUUCACGUUUGCCUACCUAAUAAAUUUACUAUCCAAUGAAAAGGAAAAUUACCCGAAACAAUUUCUGAUUAGUCAACUAAAUUGAAUAAGCGAAUCCAAUUAAAUUUUCAACAUAUUUAUGGAAAAGUGAAGAAGAGACGAAGAUAAAAACACCCAAAAUAUUGAUAUGUAUCUAGUGAAAAUGAAAUUUUCAAUAUCGAAAGACUUAAACGCUAUUUAGUUAUGAAAUUCUUUUACUGAUUUUUAAUCGAUCUCGAUCUAUAUUUUCUCUGGUUUCUUUAAGUACUCAUUUCUAUGCUACACAUUUAUUUUAGUUCAUGUGUUGGAACGUGAUAUGAGAAAAAUGGAAGAAAACGUAAUCACACAAAACAGUUAUUAGACUUAUUUUACGAAUAUUGUAUUUUUAAUUGUGUACGUUGUAAAUAGGUAUAAAUAUACAUACAUAUACUCUUGAAAUUUCAAAUGAUCAUAAGAA
Hermetia illucens (black soldier fly) is the source of this 5669-nucleotide messenger RNA. RefSeq names its product poly [ADP-ribose] polymerase tankyrase (gene Tnks). The record is from RefSeq and is a predicted model, not a curated record. The transcript has 8 exons. NCBI's taxonomy places the organism in Eukaryota, Metazoa, Arthropoda, Insecta, Diptera, Stratiomyidae. Gene Ontology annotation, molecular function: protein binding; NAD+ poly-ADP-ribosyltransferase activity. The coding region runs from base 506 to 4015 and encodes 1169 amino acids.